AUGACCUUUACAACUUUUGACGAGUUCAAACCGCGCCGAAGGCGGGGUUUGAACGAAGUCAAAACGUGGCAGCGCUUUGCCCCGCCGGAGGCCUACGACCAUACUACUGGAGCCAUUCCUCGACCGCUAGUCGUUCCGUCGGGAGCCUGCGACCAGAGGACUACGACGUCAGGUUCGAGGUGGCGGAAGUAUGGGAGAUACGCCCAGAACCUCCUCUUGCUUGCCGCUUACCUACAGUACAAGCUCGCAUUCCUCCCUGUAAUUGAAUUGUUGUUAUCUUCGUAUCGUCGUCGGAUCAUAUUGCGACCGAGUGCACCACUCUACCUAAUUCUUCCUUCUACACACUACAGUACAAUCCGUACUAAGACCAAGAAUGCGACCAAGAGCCGCACCAAGAACGCGACCAAGAACCGCACCAAGAACCGUACCAAGACUGCGACUAAGAUCCGCACCAAGAAUGGUUCGAGAAACGCCUAUGUCCGCACCGAGAGGAUGUGGAUACCAAAGCGCGGUGGGCACGGGGGGUUUAGGAGGAGCCUGCGACGACCAUUCCCCCCUGCCCUGAGCGACAACGUCAGCAAAAGGACGCGGAUACCAAAGCGCGGUGGGCACGGGGGGUUUGGGAGGAGCCUGCGACGACCAUUCCCCCCUGCCCUGAGCGACAACGUCAGCAAAAGGACGCGGAUACCAAAGCGCGACAACGUCAGCAAAAGGACGCGGAUACCAAAGCGGUGGGUACGGGGGGUUUGGGAGGAGCCUGCGACGACCAUUCCCCCCUACCCUGAGCGACAACGUCUGCAAAAGAAUGUGGAUACCAAAGCGCUUGCGACGACCAUUCCCCCCUACCCUGAGCGACAACGUCUGCAAAAGAAUGUGGAUACCAAAGCGCUUGCGACGACCAUUCCCCCCUACCCUGAGCGACAACGUCUGCAAAAGAAUGUGGAUACGAAAGCGGUGGGUAUGGGGUGGUUUGGGAGGAGCUUGCGACGACCAUUCCCCCCUGCCCUGAGCGACAACGUCGGCAAAAGCAUGUGGAUGGUAAAUAUCGCUUCGAGAAGGGAGAUAGCAGAAUUGAGUCGAUUACGCACUAUUCUAGCAAAACACGCCAAUAAAAGUGAUCAAGACGAUAACGACGGCCGGGGCUUUAGGCUACCCUUCAACCUACUCAAGCGGAAAGCUAUAUCCAAGGCACUGGUGAAAAGGAAGUCUACUCGACCAGCACUGAAGCGGAAAGCUGCAACCAAGGCCAGUGUUGCACCAGUGAAAAGACAGUCCACCCGACCAGAGCAGCACGCACCCAAGGCGAGCAGUGUGGCACCAGUGAAAAGACAGCCCACUCGACCAGCACCAGCACCAGCACCCAAGACCAUUGCUGCACCAGUGAAAAGGCGUAAAGUCCACUCGACCAGCGCCGCAUCCAAGACUAGUGCUGCACUAGGCAGUGUUGCACCAGUGAAAAGACAGUCCACUCGACGAGCAAUUGCAUCGAGACUUUUUCAAUGGCGUCUUCUUCGACUCAGAUUGAUCACUCUCAACAUCAUUUCACUGUCUCUUUACGACAAGAUUGACGCCGCGAUCAUGGCAUCAUUCCACUGUCUCUUGACGAUAAGAUUGACGCCGCGACUUGGCCUUUCUUCUUUAGAGGAGGCGGCACCGGAAAGCUGCAACCAAGACCAGUGUUGCACUACUGCUCCUGCAGUAUAUUCGCCUUUCACCACCUUCCCGGGAACACCCUUUCUCUCCCUACCGAGUUUCUCUCAUCACCGAACUCGCAUCGCCGCAGAGAGAGAUUUGAGGGCAUUCGCCGUGCUGCAACUCAGAAUAUUGGCGGCCAUUAGACGGUCCUGGUUUGUACCUCAACACCUUUCCAAACUCCUCAAUGUCAGAAACGUCGUCAUUGAGCAAGGAAUGGAGAACGUUCACUAUGCUGUAACUCCCAAGAGUGAAGCCACUGAGGCGGUCCUGGAACACACCUCAAUACCUCCCAAAUACCUGAGUUCCGGAGGCGGUCGAUGUGAAAAAGCACUUGUGAGCAACGUCGGCGAAGAUACGAGUGGGAAAAGCAGCUCUUAUGAAUCAUUGUAUUGUCUCAAGUUCGAAUACGGCAUACACCCAAAGGCAACCCCAGACUAUUCUACCUCAAGCUCUAUGCAAAUCGCCCUCUCUCUCUCUCUCUUCGCCUAG
This is a messenger RNA of Pseudocercospora fijiensis CIRAD86, 2184 nucleotides long. RefSeq lists its product as uncharacterized. Bases 1 to 2184 code for a protein of 727 amino acids. The transcript has 13 exons. The record is from RefSeq and is a predicted model, not a curated record. NCBI's taxonomy places the organism in Eukaryota, Fungi, Ascomycota, Dothideomycetes, Mycosphaerellales, Mycosphaerellaceae.